Messenger RNA from Branchiostoma floridae (Florida lancelet), 1226 nucleotides. RefSeq lists its product as uncharacterized. The record is from RefSeq and is a predicted model, not a curated record. NCBI's taxonomy places the organism in Eukaryota, Metazoa, Chordata, Leptocardii, Amphioxiformes, Branchiostomatidae. The transcript is spliced from 2 exons. Bases 156 to 752 code for a protein of 198 amino acids.
UCAACACGUAUGCGCAAUGAUCGCUCCCUGGUACAGAACAGAGAGCCUAGCCGGGACACAGCGCGUUCCUGUAACAGCUGGUGAUGUGUUUUCAAUGCCAAAAGGUUAGUUUACCAUUGCUGUGACCGUCUCUGUUCUUUCCACAGCACACAAAAAUGGACGCCACACAAAUCAGGAAUUCGUGGAAAACCAGCAUCAACAAAAUGAACGCUUCUCGCAGAAACAUGAAGCUCCUACUGAAGGGAAUCCACGACCAGAUUCAUCAACUGGAGGAUGGCGGGAACGUGAUUCCCAUGGCAACCAUCGCCCUACACCAUCGUCUCGGUCGUCUGAUAGAGAUCCUUAAUGACGUCAUCGAUAUCCUGAAGACCUUGAGAAGAGUCAUAAAACCGUCUGAAACGAACGACGACACUGUCGUUGUGGGAAAUAUUGCCAACAUGGCGGCUGAGAUAUCGCAGGACAGUACCCGGCUCCUUGAUCUUUCCAACAAACUCCCGACCCCAUCGGAAACUGAGGGCCAUGCGAUUGAACAAAGUAUACUGGACGUUCACAUGGCAAUGGAAGACAUUCUGAAGCAGUUGCGAUCCAUGACCGAAGAGGGCCGACGAUGCACCGAUAAUCAGUUUCGGGAAAUGUUCGGCAAUCCUCGACUCCACCCGAGAACUGUCGACGCUCUCCAACGAAAAUUGCCGGAGAGGUACAUCCGGGACAUUCCAGAUGCCGUGCGAGAGCCAACGAUUGCUGAAGGUUGAGAGGUUAUGGUGAAAUGUAUACUUAUUAACCUGUACAAAAGAAUUUGCUUUGAUCAGAAUAUAAAUUUAAGAAUUUCUGCUAAAUCUAAUUUGUGUGUCAUUUUAUAAAACUUGUGCUAGUCGGUAUCGUUUCAAAGGGCCAAUGUAUCUUGCCCAUGCUUGAAAGAAAUAUUUAUUUUGUAAAAAGAAUGCUCCCUCAUUCUCUGCAAAAGGAGUAUUAAUGUAAGAGUCAGCACGGCAACCUGCUUGCUGUAUUGAACAUGAACUUAUGCUUACAUAAUCGAAAACAUUAGAAAACAUGUUUGUACAUCUAUAGUAUGCGUCCUUUUAAUGUUCAUAACAGCAGUUACGCCAAGAAGUGACACCCACAAAGUCUCAAAGUCCUAAAUCGGGAACAAUGAAGAGAACAAGAUAAGAAAAUUAGGCAGCUUACCUGUACAUUAUUACAAAAGCUCAAUAAACAGACUCGAGAGG